CACCGUUCAGUUAGUCAGAAUAAGUUUCUCUUAGUUAAUAAUUCUGGAUUAACGUGUAAAUAUUAAUAUUAUUGUGACUAUGGAUUAUAAUCUAUAUUACGGUGUAAAAUCUAAUCGCUUAUUGAUAGUUUCUAACCGAGCUCCAGAAUUCACGACGGCGGUGAAAAAUACUUUGCCUGGUGUUUUUGUAGUAAGGUAUAAUUAUGAUACAUCAUCACUGGACGACAUAAUCUCGAAAAUAGAUGACAAAAUGCAGCAUCGAAAAGUGAAAAGUAUUGCUAUUCUUGUCCAUUCAGAUGAAACACAAUUUUAUAUUUGUUCUACAAACGAAAAAGUUCUAAAUGGAGAUAGUUUAAUUGACGAUCCAGAUAUAAAUUAUUUUCUCAAAUCAUUGUCGGAUUAUUGUCAUCGAGGAUCAUCGAGAAUAGAUUUUUUUAAUAGUCGUUUGGCUUCGAAUUGUGUAAAAUACCAAUUGUGUUUAGCUCUGCGACAAUUGACUCAGUGUGACGUAGGCAUAUGGCCGGAUCUAAUGGGAGAAGAAUAUAAUGGUGAAUUAUAUUUUAAUCCAUCCGAUAUACGACCUACCAAGACUGCUUUAGAUGGUUAUCAACGAAUUCGAACUGUUGGGAAAGGAGCGUUUGGGGUGGCGACUUUAUACCGAAACACAAAUAAAAAUAAUUUAGUGGUGAUUAAACAGAUCAACAUGUUAGAUAUGACUGCACAAGAGAGACAGCUUGCUUUGAACGAAGCGAAAGUCUUAUCGUUACUUAAUCAUCCAAAUAUAAUAAGCUAUUAUGGGAGUUUUGAAAUGGACGGUGUUCUUAUGAUUGAAAUGGAAUAUGCAGAUGGUGGUACUUUAGCAGAGUAUUUAAUUGGUCGUAAUUCUAAUUUAAUGCCAGAAAGACAAAUUUUAGAAAUGUUUUUACAAAUGUCUAAAGCAAUUCAAUGUAUUCAUCAACGUAAUAUUUUACAUAGGGAUUUAAAGACAACAAAUGUUUUUUUGACAAAAAAUCGUAAAGUAAAGUUAGGUGAUUUUGGUAUUUCAAAAAUAAUGACUACAAAGUUGCAAGCGUUAACAGUAGUUGGAACACCAUAUUACAUAAGUCCAGAAAUGUGCGAAGGUAAACAAUAUAAUCAAAAAUCAGAUAUUUGGGCAUUGGGUUGUAUAUUAUACGAAAUGACAAGUCUUCAGCGUACUUUUGAUGCUUCCAAUCUACCUGCACUAAUUCAUUUUAUAACAAAAGAAAAUUUUGCGCCAAUACCAUUAUGUUAUUCAUUAAAUUUAAAAAAAUUAGUGAACGAUUUACUACAAAAAGAUCCAUUCCGAAGACCCGAUGCUAAUUAUUUAGUUGAAACAGUACCAGAUUUCAUUGAUUUUAUAACAGAUUCCAAUUGGAUCCAAGAAAGUAGUGAACUUGAAUCGAGUAACGAUGAUUUACUAAACAGAUCGGUAGUAUAUCAAUUUUCAUCUCCAACAAAUUUAACGCCGGUUCAAUUACCGUUUAGAGUCCAAAUCGUACAGCUUGCAGUGAGUCAAACACAUUUCGUUGCUCUUACGAGUGAUUACUCAAUUUUCACUUGGGGUGAAGACAAACAUGGACAGUUAGGCCAUGGCGAAGAAACUCCAUGGAAAAACGAUCCACAAUGCGUCAUAUCAUUGUUGGAUAAGCACAUUACCCAAGUUGGAGCAGGGCAACACUUUAGUGUUUUUGUUAGUAGCACAGGUCUCGUGAUGACCACAGGUGACGGUAAAUAUGGUGCUCUCGGACAUGGCGAUUGGAAUAGCAUUUCCAGACCAAAACUUAUAGACUUUUUAUUGAAAGUAGACGUGGUGAAAAUUUCUUGCGGCAACUAUCACCUAGCGGUAUUGACAAAUGAAGAUCAACUUUACACUUGGGGUCGUGGAAAUCAUGGGCAAUUAGGAUUGGGAAAUUUACAAGACUGCUGUUUUCCGAUUUUGGUCAAUUGGCCCUUCAAUGAGAAAAUCGCAUCAAUCCAAUGCGGUCCCGAUUGUACGGCUGUAAUUACAGAUAAUCAAAACGUGUAUGCGUGUGGAUUGAAUAAAUGCAAUAAACUUGGUUUGAACCGACCAUCUUUAUUUAAACUUAAAUUUAAAGAAGUUCCGUUUGAAAGUUUAUUUACUAAAAUAAAAUUCUUAGAAGGAUUACAAGUAACUUAUAUAUGUUUUGGUGAGUGUCACAGUGCCGCUAUUACUGCACAAGGUCACGCGGUCAUUUGGGGAAGUAACAUUUAUUCCCAACGAGGGAAAUUACAUGUGUCUCAAAAUAAGCCAAAUUUACUCCAGUUGCCUGGUUACAGUAAAGCACAAAUUAUUGACUGUGGACCAACGUAUACAUUAAUUGGUACAGAUGAUAAUGCUGUAGUGUUUUGUGGUACACGUUUUUCAAUGGACACAAAAGCUCUCACACAAAUGACUUCAAUGUUUACAUCAGAAGUCAUUGCUAGGCCAAAAGUGAUACUUGGAUUAUAUGCCACUGAUGAGCAAAUUGAUAAGGGCCAGUUAUUGGUACUUAAUUCACUUCAAGCAGUUGGUCAUAAUUUAAUGAUAACUAUUGAUACAUUUUUGAGGGUUAAUAGUUAAAUUUGUAAUUAAA
Melanaphis sacchari is the source of this 2615-nucleotide messenger RNA. Its product is annotated as serine/threonine-protein kinase Nek8-like. Gene Ontology annotation, biological process: protein phosphorylation. The record is from RefSeq and is a predicted model, not a curated record. Bases 80 to 2602 code for a protein of 840 amino acids. Gene Ontology annotation, molecular function: protein kinase activity; ATP binding. Lineage: Eukaryota; Metazoa; Arthropoda; Insecta; Hemiptera; Aphididae. The transcript is spliced from 17 exons.